AUGGAUAUUGAAAUAAAAGAUCAAAAGCAACACUUCAAUGGCAGUUCCCCUGAGGACUUUACGCUGCCCGUGGCGCCUGAAUGGGAUCCACGCCUUGAAAGGAAGGCUCGCAGAAAAGUUGACUUUUCUGUGCUGCCUCUGCUUUUCCUCGGUCUCUUUGCUUUCCAGCUGGAUCGCAUGAACAUUGCGAGCGCGUUGACCGGUGGCUUCGCAACUGAUAUCAAUGUCUCCCAGGCCACGAUUAAUUUGGGAAAUCAGCUAAUGUUCAUGGGUAUUGUGGUCUUCGAAAUACCAUGCAAUAUGGCCCUGCAACGAGUUGGUCCUCGUAAGUGGAUCUCAGCCCAGGUCUUCAUCUUCGGCCUACUCGCUACUAUGCAAGUAUUCAUCCGAGAUCGAGGGGCAUUUCUUGCCACACGCCUGCUUCUAGGGUUGGCCGAGGCAGGCUAUAUUCCUGGAGCAGUUUAUACUUUGUCGACGUGGUAUACAAAACGAGAAUUGCCCAAAAGGCUUGCCGUUUUCUUCUUCGGAAUGUUUGGCGGCAACGCUGUGAGUCCUCUGCUGGCCUCUGGCAUACUGAAACUCGACGGUCAGCGUGGUAUUAAAGGGUGGCAGUGGCUCUUUCUAAUCGAAGGCCUCUUCACGAUCUCCGUGUCGUUCGUCCUCCUAUUACUCCUACCUGGAUCUCCCGACCUUCCCAAGCCUCUACUUAAUCCGGGACUCAUCAAGUUUUCUGAUUCUGAGAAGGACACUCUUCAGCAACGACUUGAAUACUAUGACGGCGAGAAUCGCGGAGGCGCUCAUGGCCUGCAAAUUCCUUUAAGAAUUAUCUGGCGUACUGUGUCGCACUACCGUCGCUGGCCGCACUUUGUUUCUACAUUCGUCGUCUUUUCGACAUGGAGUCCCUUAACAACUUACACGCCGUCCAUCAUCAUGUCCCUCGGCUUCGACAGAAUUCCAGCCAACGCUCUAGCCGCAGUCGGUGCCUCCCUAGCCCUCGCCGUCGUGUUCUGUUUCGCUUCCAUGGCCGAUCGAAUCAAGUUCCGAGGUGUCUCUGUGAUCACUGCUCAAGUCCUCUACCUUGUCACCCUCAUAGUGGCUCUUGAGGUCCAGCCUCAUGUCGGCAAAUGGUCACGGUGGGGACUUUGGACUGCUGUAAAUAGUUUCGCGGUUGGGUAUCAUCCGAUACAUGUCUCUUGGGUUCAGAUGAAUUGUCGAGAUCCGAGAGAGAGGAGUAUCAGUAUCGCUAUGUGGGUUAUGUCUGCAAUUGCGGGUUUAAUGGCCGGAGCGCAAUACUUUCAAGUACAAGACAAACCACUCUAUUCGAUGGGUUUACGGACCAUGAUUAUCAUGGUAUCGGUAGGAAUUGCAAGUGCUCUGGUGCAGAUCAUUGUAUACGUUGUACACAACAGACGCGUUGCUCAGGGCAAGCAUCGGUCCAAGGAUGGAUUAGCACCUUUGGUAUAUAUUCCAUGA
Aspergillus ruber CBS 135680 is the source of this 1473-nucleotide messenger RNA. Its product is annotated as MFS general substrate transporter. Gene Ontology annotation, cellular component: membrane. The transcript has 7 exons. Gene Ontology annotation, biological process: transmembrane transport. The record is from RefSeq and is a predicted model, not a curated record. NCBI's taxonomy places the organism in Eukaryota, Fungi, Ascomycota, Eurotiomycetes, Eurotiales, Aspergillaceae. The coding region runs from base 1 to 1473 and encodes 490 amino acids. Gene Ontology annotation, molecular function: transmembrane transporter activity.